AUGGACCCGCAACCGACCGGUGAGGGCGUGCCAGCCAGAAGCCGUGCUAACAUGACCGAAGAAGAGAAGCGUGCUCUUAAAGAAGCAAAAAAGGCUGCAAAGGAAGCCGCCAAGCGCGAAAAGGCCGAGCGCAAAGCUGCCGCUGCCCGAGCUGCCGCCGAAGCCUCGAGCAAAGCCCAAGCCCUUGUUUCUGGCAUUGAGUACCUUUCCAUUAACGAUGAGCCUUCCUCAGCCUUCGGCUCCUACCGCGUCAUUCAGAGCAAAUGCCCUACCGCAGGAUCUGGAAGAACCUUUGUAUCGGUUUCCAAACUCGAAGGCGUCACAGUCGGUGAGCAAGUCUGGGUGAGAGCACGCGUCCACAAGAUCGUCGUCACAAGCCAAGUGGCUUUCGUUACCUUGCGACGGUCGCUAGACACCGUGCAAGCAGUACUAGAAGGCAAGGAUCUUUUCAAGUGGGCGCGAAAGAACGUCACAGCGGAGUCCAUCGUCGACGUGUAUGCCAAGGUAUCAACGCCGGAGGGCGGCCGCGUCGAGAAAUGCUCCGUGUCUACCGUCGAGCUUGCCGCGAGCAAGAUCUACAUUGUGUCGCGUGCGGACGAAAAGCUGCCGAUGACGCUCGACGACGCGGCGCGCCCUUUGGGCGACACGGCAGGCUCUGAUGGCGAGGCGGGUGGCGAGGCGAACGAACAGGACGGGGCGAUCACGCGUCCGAGGGUGACGCGCGAUACGCGGCUGGAUGCGCGAGUGGUGGACUUGCGAGUACCGGCGCAUGGCAGCCUGAUGCGCGUGCAGAGCGGGGUGUGCCAGCUGUUCCGCGAAUUCUUGUACGCGCAGGGGUUCACGGAGAUACACUCACCAAAGCUUAUUGCUGGAGCUUCGGAAGGGGGAGCUGAUGUGUUUGAGUUGUCGUACUUUGGAAGGAAGGCGUGUUUGGCGCAGAGCCCACAACUGUACAAACAGAUGGCGAUCUGCGGAGAUUUUGGACGAGUGUUUGAGAUCGGGCCUGUGUUCCGGGCGGAGAAGAGUCACACGCAUCGGCAUAUGUGCGAGUUCACCGGGCUCGACUUGGAGAUGGAAAUCUUUGAGCACUACAACGAAAUCCUGGAUGUACUGGACGGGAUGUUUGUGUCGAUCUUUGACGGACUAGAAAAGAGAUACGCCAAGGAGUUAGCGGUGGUGCGAUCCAAGUGGAACGUGCGAAAAUUCAAGUACUGGACUGGGAAGCCGAACUUGCGACUGAAGUGGCCAGAAGCCAUCGAAAUGCUACGUGGCGCGGGGGUGGAAAUCGGAGACUUUGAGGACAUCAACACUGAGAAGGAGAAGCUCCUGGGUAAGCUGGUGUUCGAAAAAUACGACACGGACUUUUUCAUGCUGACGCACUUCCCGUCCAAUAUCCGGCCCUUCUACACGAUGGUGGACGCGACGGACGGACGGUAUUCCAAUUCGUACGAUAUCAUGAUGCGCGGGGAGGAGAUCGUGUCGGGCGCGCAGCGUAUUCAUGAUGUCGAGCUGCUGCAGGUGAGGGCUACGGCGAUGCUGGGGGAGGACGGAAUAGCGUCGAUCAAGGACUACGUCGAGGCAUUCAAGUAUGGAGCGGCGCCGCAUGGGGGCGCCGGGAUCGGGCUGGAGCGUGUGGUCAUGCUGUUUCUCGGCAUAGAGAAUAUUCGAGAAUGCUCGCUGUUCCCACGUGACCCGCAGAGAUUGACGCCGUAGGGUUGACGAGGACAUAUCGUAUGUAGCAGGGUAGAGGGCCUUGGUUGAUGUCCUGUCAACAAGGGUAAACUUUUGCGCUCACAGCAGGCUAGGCUGUCUUGAUUGUGUCGGGUUUUGAGAUGCCCGCGCGAGGCGGGAGGCUAACGACCGGUUUGCAGAGUGGGUAAGGUCGACGGACGGGGGGCAAAGAAGGGGAGCGGACCGGACGUGCUGUUGAGAGUUGUUCAGUGCUGUACUACGUGUACUGUAUGUACGAAACAUUACAGUAAAAUGUACAGUAUGGAUUCUGUACUGAACUGUGAAU
Molecule: messenger RNA, 2017 nt
Organism: Chondrus crispus (carragheen)
Lineage: Eukaryota; Rhodophyta; Florideophyceae; Gigartinales; Gigartinaceae
Product: Aspartate--tRNA ligase
Exons: 2
Coding region: 1-1713 (570 amino acids)
Biological process (GO): aspartyl-tRNA aminoacylation
Cellular component (GO): cytosol; cytoplasm; aminoacyl-tRNA synthetase multienzyme complex
Molecular function (GO): aspartate-tRNA ligase activity; RNA binding; ATP binding
Source: RefSeq, a predicted model, not a curated record